This is a messenger RNA of Plasmodium malariae, 864 nucleotides long. Its product is annotated as conserved Plasmodium protein, unknown function. The transcript is spliced from 2 exons. Bases 1 to 864 code for a protein of 287 amino acids. NCBI's taxonomy places the organism in Eukaryota, Apicomplexa, Aconoidasida, Haemosporida, Plasmodiidae. The record is from RefSeq and is a predicted model, not a curated record.
AUGAUUAAGAAAAAGAAAUAUGAUAGAGGGAAAAAUAACAAUAGAGAUUUAGAAAAUAUAAAGAACAAAUUGGAAGAUUUGAAAAGUAAAACUGAAGUAACAGAUGAAAAAAUAGACAUUGUAAAGAAAAAUGUAGAUCCGUUUAAUGAUUUGAAAAUCCAUAUUUUAAAUGUACUGGAUGAAACACGAAAAUACAUAAGAGAAAAGGAAAGUAUUCAAAAUAUUCAUGGGAAUAAUAUCGAAGUAAUAAAAAGAGGUAAUAUUAUAUAUAAUAACAUAAAGAACUUAGACACAUAUUUUAUAAAAUUAGAAGAAAUAUUAACGAAACAAUUAAAGCAAAAGUAUUUGUUUAGCAAAGAAGAACUACUGGAUAAAAGCCAGUCUUGCGAUUUAUUAAAAAAGCAAAUUUACGAAUGUAAAAAAUUAAGUAAUUUUGAUCACAUUAAAGAAACCUGUGCAAUAAAUUUUGAUGAUUUUAAAAACAAGCCACAAAUUGAUAGAAAAGAAACUAGUAAUAUCAAGCAUGAAGAAGAUGAUUUAAUUAUAAUAAACAGAUGGAAGAAAAGAGAUGAAAAAUUUAAUGAAGAGAUCUUAAAAAUAGGUGAAGUUAUCGACAUAAUAGGAGCGAAUGCCGAUUUUAUAACACAAAAAGCUGAAGAACAGAACGAAAUAAUUUUAAAUUUACAAGAUCAGACAGAUAAAACACAAGAUAAUGUUAAAGAAAUAAAUGUAGAAAUUAAAAAAGUAAUGAGAAAGCAUUCACACACCACCUGGUGUUGCAGAAUUUCAUUAGUUAUUAUUUUUAUCAUGUUAGUAUUAAUAACUUCCUCGGUUAUAUCGAAUAAGUUUAUAAAAAAUUUAUGA